Messenger RNA from Purpureocillium lilacinum, 723 nucleotides. RefSeq lists its product as uncharacterized. Gene Ontology annotation, cellular component: ribonuclease P complex; ribonuclease MRP complex. NCBI's taxonomy places the organism in Eukaryota, Fungi, Ascomycota, Sordariomycetes, Hypocreales, Ophiocordycipitaceae. The record is from RefSeq and is a predicted model, not a curated record. Gene Ontology annotation, molecular function: ribonuclease P RNA binding. Gene Ontology annotation, biological process: tRNA 5'-leader removal; rRNA processing.
AUGGCGACCCCCGCAGAGCAGCAGCAGCUGGCCCAGCAGCAGAAAGAAAACGCCAUUGCCACGCAGAACCUCCUCGCAAGGGCGCACUCGCCCGACAGCGCAGACCGCAUCUACGCCGACAAGAUCCAACACCGCACGCUUCACCUCCGGCCCUCGUCGCCUCCCCCCGCCGUUGCCAACGCAAGGGCCGCCCGGCGCAGGGCCCGCGAGGCGGCAAAGGCCAAGUCCAAGAUCAGGCCCAAGCCGCUAUCGUCCCGCGAGCGACGACAGCUCGGCCUCCACGACAUCCCCCGAGACGGUCACAAGUACGAAAUUUAUGAGCCCCUCAAUGCGCUUUGGCUCGGAUACGCGCGCGAAGUUCUUGGCAACGACAUCUUUACCGGUGGUCCCACGGCCGCCGCCAAGUUGGCCAGCGCCGAGCUGCACGGCGCACUGGCCGAGGUGGUCAGAAGCCGAUGCCCCGGCCGCGUUGGUAUCCAAGGCAUCGUUGUCCGCGACCGCAAGUUUGUUCUCGAAAUCAUCACCAGAAGUCGGGGACUCAAAGUCGUGCCAAAGGAGGGCACAACAUUCCGCAUACAAGUUCCCGCCACCGAAGCCCCAGGUCCAGAGCAACAGGUGGAACACAAACCCUUCGCUUUCGACGUCCUCGGCGACCAGCUGAUGUUGCGCUCCGCGGAUCGGGCGAACCGAAAAUUCAAGCACCAUUUCCUCAACAACCUCUGA